Messenger RNA from Trematomus bernacchii (emerald rockcod), 2499 nucleotides. It is a transcript of the gene prkar1b, whose product is annotated as protein kinase, cAMP-dependent, regulatory, type I, beta. Bases 170 to 1312 code for a protein of 380 amino acids. The record is from RefSeq and is a predicted model, not a curated record. The transcript is spliced from 12 exons. Gene Ontology annotation, biological process: regulation of protein phosphorylation. Gene Ontology annotation, molecular function: cAMP-dependent protein kinase regulator activity. NCBI's taxonomy places the organism in Eukaryota, Metazoa, Chordata, Actinopteri, Perciformes, Nototheniidae. Gene Ontology annotation, cellular component: cAMP-dependent protein kinase complex.
ACGCAGAGCGAGCAGAGAAGCAGAGCGCAGCAGCAUCCCUGCUUACCAGCGGCACCUCACCAAUCUCCAGCAGCGAGGUGUUUUCUCACUGAGCAUCCUACAGAUAUAACGAAAAACAUCGCAGAUGUGAUUUCCAUUUGAGGAAGUGAUACAAGAGAUAAAAGAUAAGAUGGCCACCUCCUCCUCCACUCUGGAAGAAGACGAGAGUUUGAAGGGCUGUGAAAUUUUUGUGCAGAAGCACAACAUCCAGCAGAUCCUCAAAGAGUGCAUUGUGAACCUCUGCAUUGCAAAGCCUGAGCGUCCUAUGAAGUUCCUGCGGGAACAUUUUGAAAAGCUGGAGAAGGAAGAAUGCAAGCAGAUCAUGGCACGCCAGAAAUCUAACAGCCAGUCGGACUCACACGAUGAUGAGGUUUCUCCCCCACCGCCCAAUCCUGUCGUGAAGGCCCGGCGCCGCAGGGGAGGGGUCAGCGCCGAGGUCUACACUGAAGAGGAUGCUGUCAGCUACGUACGCAAGGUGAUCCCAAAGGACUACAAGACCAUGACCGCCUUAGCCAAGGCCAUCUCCAAGAAUGUGCUGUUUGCUCACCUGGACGACAAUGAGAGAAGUGACAUAUUUGAUGCCAUGUUCCCAGUCACCCACAUCGCAGGGGAAACAGUCAUCCAGCAAGGCGAUGAAGGAGACAACUUCUAUGUGAUUGACCAAGGUGAAGUGGACGUGUACGUGAACGGGGAGUGGGUGACCAGUAUUGGAGAAGGAGGUAGUUUUGGAGAGCUGGCCCUGAUAUAUGGGACUCCAAGAGCUGCUACCGUGAAGGCCAAGACGGAUCUGAAACUGUGGGGCAUCGACCGAGACAGCUACCGGCGCAUCCUCAUGGGAAGCACACUGAGGAAGAGAAAGAUGUACGAAGAGUUCCUCAGCAAGGUCUCCAUCCUUGAGUCUUUGGACAAGUGGGAACGUCUGACUGUGGCCGACUCUCUGGAGCCCGUUCAGUUUGAGGAUGGAGAGAAGAUAGUGGUGCAAGGAGACCCUGGUGAUGACUUCUUCAUUAUAACAGAGGGAAUAGCCUCUGUUCUGCAGCGUAGGUCCGAUAACGAGGAGUAUGUGGAGGUCGGACGCCUGGGACCCUCUGACUACUUUGGUGAGAUCGCCCUCCUGUUGAACCGUCCCAGGGCAGCCACCGUCGUCGCUCGUGGUCCGCUGAAGUGUGUGAAGCUGGACCGGCCUCGCUUUGAGCGGGUGCUGGGUCCGUGCUCAGAGAUCCUCAAGAGGAACAUCCAGAGAUACAACAGCUUCAUCUCCCUCACAGUGUGACACCUCAGCCCCUCUGGGCUCCACCAGCAGGGGUGGGCAGCAUCAGCAUCAGAGUUUGGGUCUGUGGGUGGGGUGAGGUUAGGAGAAGGGGUACAGGACAUGGGUUUUACAUCCACAACUACAGGGCGCUCAUUUCCUGCCUUUUUUACAUGUUGCUCGUUUCUUUUCUUUUGAUCUUGUGCACUUUGACUUGACCUGUGCUGUCACGUAGCUUUAUGUCAAAAUCAACAUGUAGGAGCGUAACAAUCAGAGCAAGGGCCGAGAUCAUUCAACUUAAUACAGGUAAAUGAGUCAUUUGUACAGUGUGGCAACUGUAUAUGAUGCAUGCUUCUAAACUGACAGAGAAGGGUGUUUGCACUUUCAUGAAUUUAUGAAGGGUACAGUGAAAUUCAGGAAAAACGAAGGAAGUGAAGUCAUGUUUACGUCCAGCGGGAGGAAGUGAGUACACGUUUAUUUUUCGCUGGCUGUUGUUUGCCUAUUUUUUUCACAGUGUGAAGGAAAAAAAAAAGUGUCUGUUUCAUUUUUAGUGCUUCUUAUGUGUGCUUUUACUGCUAUUAUCAGUUGGGGGAUUUAUUAAAGGCAGUGAUAUGUUGAGUUAAGAUUUUAAUAUUAUGUCAGCCAAAUAACAGUUAGCUUUUUCUCAGAAAAUCCUUUCUGUUCUCAGUCUGAUCUAUGAGCUGUGGGAUUCCAAAAGAGCAGUACAUGUUAUCAGUCCGGUCCACAAAAACACAAACAACCUGACAUGAAACACACAACUGUUCUCUAUAUGCUUGCACUGUCUCAGGACUAGGUAAAUCCUCAAAACAGACACACACACACACACACACACACGUCUUUCCUGUUGCUUUCUUACGCUGUUUUUGUUUUAUGUUACAGUGAAUUGCUAGAUGACAGCUUUUGCACCACUUAAGAGUUUGUAAUGUUGGUUCAAUACUGAUGUUUGAUUUAGCACUUUUUAAGACAUUACUUAUAUGAUAUAAUUAUAUAAAAGAAAUAUGUAAAAAAAUAUGUAUUUGUGUUGCUUUCCUUUGAUCUAAUGUUAUCUGUCAAAGAUGCACAACUGACCCAGUGACCAAUGUUGUACACAAUGGGACCUUAUGAAAAGAAUAUUUAUAUAUUCUCUCUCUUUAUGUCUUUCUUUCAACUAUCAACCAUCUUGGGCAAAUAAAGAUUAGCUUCUGAAAUCC